Fusarium poae is the source of this 1392-nucleotide messenger RNA. RefSeq lists its product as uncharacterized. The transcript has a single exon. The record is from RefSeq and is a predicted model, not a curated record. Bases 1 to 1392 code for a protein of 463 amino acids. NCBI's taxonomy places the organism in Eukaryota, Fungi, Ascomycota, Sordariomycetes, Hypocreales, Nectriaceae.
AUGUCGUACUCAUUCCUCUCCGAGACAGGUGUUCUCGCCCUCUCCAUCAUUCUCAUCACCCUCUCGACUAUACGUUGGUUCGGACUCCUUAUACAUCACCGCGGCCGCAUGGCAUAUCGCUUUACUCCCCGCCGUGGAUUCUUCUACAACAUCUUCCAGACAGACGUCGCUGUUAUUCUCCCUGUCGUCAACCACCGGAGCGAAAACUUCAUCCCAACUAUCAGAAGCAUCCUGGAGAAUACCCCUGGACAACUCUAUGUCAUGGUUGUCGGCAAAGAGGCCUACGACGAAGUCAUGCCUCAAAUGGAGAUUCUUAGACAAGAGUAUCGAUUCUCUCAAAUUCACGUCGGUGCGGUGCACGAAGCUAACAAGCGUCGUCAGAUUGCUCACGCUUUGAGUACUCUCGACCAUGGAAUUUCUAGGUUGACUGUGUUUACUGAGCAGGGCACAUACUGGCCUACGAAAUUCCUCAUCUCCGCCAUUCGUCCAUUUGAUGAUCUCGAACUCGCUGCCAUCACUGUACCUAGGAUGGCGCACGUCCCAGCCUUAGGCGGUAUCUGGGCAAACAUCAAGGCGCACCUCUUUUCCUUCCACUACAGUGUUCAGGCUGAGGACAAUCGCGCUGUCAACAGCCUGGAUGGCUCUGCCCUAUUUGGUGGCCCUACAACUCUGGUGCUAACUCAACACCUGAAAGAGGACAGAUUCAAGAAUGAAUUCGAAAAGGAGAAAUGGUUCUUUGAACGGCCUGGCCCCCUCAGUGGCGGCGAGCAUUUCUACCUGAAUCGUUAUCUCCUGGAAGGCAAUAAGAAGACUCUCUUCCUGGACAGCCCCAAGGUGACGGUUUCGGUAGAGAUGAACUCUGUCGGUGAGUUUAUCGGCGAGUUUCUUCGCACUAUUCGGAACAAUUGGCGAACUUGCUUCUCCAUGGCUCCCCAUUGUGCUUGGUUGCGUAUUCGCUGGGGACACGUUAUCUUCCCAGCUGCUGCUCGUAUGACCUGGUGGCCGACCAUCUUCUUCCCCGUUACUCUACUGAUCGAUAUCUUCAGUAUUAUACUCGCCUUCAACUACAGUAACCUCAACACGACAGCCUUGACUGUAUGGAUCGUCAUUACUACCUUGGUGAUCGGCACGCAGGCUAUCUCGAACCUGCUUGUGGCUAGACGCAUGCACGGCAACAAAUCCAACGUCUUUGUCACACUACUUUGUGUGCUGGUAAGUCUGCCUUUUCAGCAUACUCUCGAGGUUCUCAAAGUCAUGGCUAUGUUGACCUAUUGGAAGACAGACGUUGAGUGCACCCAGCAGGACGUCAAUGUACCAAGGGGAAGGAGUAUGCCUUGGAACUGGGGCUACUGGGAUGAUAUGGGGUUAGUCCGCACUGAGAUACGCCUAUAG